Clonostachys rhizophaga is the source of this 2736-nucleotide messenger RNA. The record is from the annotation of a GenBank genome assembly. Lineage: Eukaryota; Fungi; Ascomycota; Sordariomycetes; Hypocreales; Bionectriaceae.
AUGUCGGAGGCACGGCAAUACGCCACAGACGCCGCUCGUGAGACGACCGAGUUCGGAUCGAAGCGGUUCCAUGAUAAAAUCGAUCAACCAAACCACGAGACACAUCAAAAUGAGUCCCAUCAUGAUGCGGGUCCUUCGGGGUCCAGCUCUCAGUUCGUCUUACCUCCCCGGGAGGCCAAAGUGACAGAUGUCGAAGUCAAAUCAAACGAUCACAAGAAGAGCAGGGGGUUGUUCAAACUCAAACAGCAAGUCUCAGGACUUCACUCCAAGCCGGAGCCUACUCCUCCUAUCUUGAUGUCUAAGGAGAUCAACCCCAGCAAUGCCAACGGCAACAGUCGCGGCCGCAAUGAGCCCUAUGUUGAUACACCACCAGAAUCAGACACCGAGGGUAGCGACAUUUCCUCAAUCAGUGAAGAUAGCGUUAACCCUGAGAUUCAUGAGAGCAAGGCCGAGACAUCGGUGGUUUCCGUUGAAUUCACCAUCGAGGAACUCGACCCGCUAGAUGACUCUUGGGACACCCUGGAAGUCAUUCAUCCCUAUAACAUCGAGUAUCCUAGACGCCGGACCAGCUCCUUUCACAAGGAUUUGGAUAAGGCGCUCGUGGCCGACCUACAAAAUCUCGCUUGUUCGGACUCAGGCCCAGACUUAGAUGAAGAGGAAGACGCCUUUUUGAGAAAACAGAGAAUCCUCCGCCGUCGCAGACUGACUAGCAACCAAUCUUUCGGCAAACGAACCCAUGAAGAACAUGUUAACUGGGACGACGAUGACGAGUUGAGUGGCGGCGAUGAACAUCGGGGCAAUCGUAAAAUGCAGAAGAGGGUCCACAGGAGCUCGUUACUGUUCAAAAAUCCGCCAGCGCCGUUCAUAGAGCCCUUUGAGUCGGAUUCCGAUGUCGAAGACGAUCUGGAAAGUCUCUUCUCCUCAUUCAGUGCAUCAUCGAUGGAGUCCCUCACAACCCUUGAUCAGAGACAGCGCAGCGGUGUAACUCUCCUUACUGAACUGCUCUUCAACCACAGAGAGUUGAGUCCGCUGUACAGACUGGCCAUUUCCCGGGUUGAAAUCGGAAAGCUGAGAACACAUCUCUAUGGUUUCUUUCGGAUAUACGGCAAGGAGCUGCACCGAGAAGCAAGUGACGAGAAAGAGAAGCUAGCUGCACAGUUCAUCCGCAGAUGCGCCAGGCUUCUCGCAAACGCUAUCUGCCAGAGCCUUCAGUCCGAGAGCGGCGAAGAAGACUGGUCAUCUCUGCUGUCUGUUGAACGUGUUUCCAUGGAGCAGAACGUCAAUGAGUGGAUCAACGCGUCAUUGACAAACGUGGAAGGUCUGAUGCCGCAGGCUCCCGAAUGUGAGGAUAAAAGAGUAGUUGAAUCUUCGAGGGCUGAAAUGGCCUCUUCUGAAUCAAGUAACGAGGACUACGAGGUCGUCUAUCAAGAGGCAGAAGACUAUCUGUUACUUAGUGAAGUAGAACAUUUCAUCUUGUCCGCGGAUGCCUUUUCAAAUCUCAGACUUGCACUUAGGUCCUGGUUGAAUCUGGAUGACGGCGACCCAGCAGACCCGAAUCCCAAAGCGAACGAAGACAUGGCGCCUCUAGAGGCUGAUCCCAGCACUCCUUCUUCGAAACAAACUAGCCAAAUGUUUCUAGCUCUUCAAUCUAAAAUUUGGAGAGCGGGGAUGACAAUCUUUCGCAAUAUACAAAAUGUCUUUGUUCUUACUGGGUUUCGAGAGCCUGAACUAGUCGGCGGAUACCAACGUGUGCGCUGGAAGAAUAACAAAGGGAAGUCGAUCUUUGAAGACUAUGUGGAAAAUGAACCAGGAGCAUUGCGGGCGCUUGAGGCGUAUCUCAACACCAGUGCCUAUCAGAAGAAUAACACUGGGUCUAUAUCAGCCAGUUCUUCUUCAAACGAACAGAGAACUCACAAUACUAAGAGCUCGGCUUCAGGCUCCAAUAGUUCUAAUACACUCCCAACAAAUGUCUCUUGUCACAGCGGUCAAGGCAUAGGCCCCGAUGAGACUACAGCAGCAUUCGAAAGGGACAUCGAACUGACGGCCUCUCCUUCUGAAUCGCUCCACCUGUUUACUUGCAUUGAACGAGGAUUUCACAAGUUAGAUUUUCAUCAGAAGAUUAUCACGAAUAUUCCAAAUGAUCAAACACUGUUUGGUUCCUUACGAGAGGAGUAUUAUUGCGGAUAUCGGGGAAGUUGGAGACGGAUUGUUUCACUCCGGGCCAUUCAAAGCGUUCACUUCAUGAAGUUUCUAUAUGGCGGUCCUGGUUAUAUUGAUCCACGAUGCCAUGAAGAAGUGUGUGAAAAGGGCAAGCCAUGUGACUGCAUCCCACCGUCCCGGCUCGUCUGCCCGACUGGAACAGAAUAUAAAUGCAGCCCGGUCCCCGCGAGACUGUCACCCCCUGUUGGGUCACGGCUCAUGAUGGACUUCUUUACUGACCCAGCCGGCAUUUCCAAGAAUUCUACAUUUGUCUUGCAGCAGCUUCCUAAGAGGACGUAUGGCGAGCUACGGAAGGAACAAGGGGAGUUGGUUGAAGCUUGGGGGAUUUACUUCAAGGAGGGCUGGAAUUGGUCUAGGAUAUGGUGGGUUCUUGGAUUAGCUGUCUUCCCGCCAAGCUUACUGUUUGGUCUUCUAUGGAGUGUUCUGAGACAGGAUAUUCAAGGUGCGUUUGGAGUUGCCAGCUGGUGGCUGACUUCGGCCACAAUUCUCAUCGGGAUUUUGGGUACACAAGUAUGA